GAAGUAUCUUAUAUUGCUGCUGUCUUGAUGCGGGUUCAAGCCGCACCGCUUCAGCCUCAUUAAAGUAGCGUGAACAGUUCAUCGGACUGUCAGUUUAUUCCUUUAAUCAGGACACUAUGAAUCAAGAGAAGCUUGCCAAACUCCAGGCACAAGUGCGGAUAGGUGGAAAGGGAACGGCCCGCAGGAAGAAAAAGGUUGUUCACAAAACGGCAUCGGCGGAUGACAAAAAACUCCAGGGCUCACUGAAGAAACUGGCAGUGAACAACAUUGCAGGGAUAGAAGAGGUGAAUAUGAUAAAAGAUGAUGGGACAGUGAUCCACUUCAACAACCCCAAAGUGCAGGCAUCUCUGUCUGCCAACACCUUCGCCAUCACAGGCCACGCUGAGACCAAGCAGUUGACAGAGAUGCUGCCAGGCAUCCUGAGCCAGCUGGGAGCCGACAGCCUCAGCAGCCUGCGCAAGCUGGCCGAGCAGUUCCCACGGCAAUCAAUGGACAUGAAAGCAGUCAAGGAGGAAAUUGCAGAGGAGGAGGAUGACGAUGUACCAGAUCUUGUGGAGAACUUUGAUGAAGCCUCAAAGGAUGAAGCAAACUGAUGAACCCUUUUUGUUUUCCUCCGUCAACCGUUCCAUUUUUUACCUCUUACGGACUCACAGGGAGCAUUUCCUCUUGUGGGAAACGGUUGUUAAAGGUGCGAGGCAUCAUCAUCUCCGGAGAUGUGAACCACUUUGGUUUAGCCUCCCACAACAGCACAGCAACAACAACAUGCAGAUACAGUAGGUUUUGAUUUCAGUAGGCUGUAAUAUUGUGGACACGCCAAGAAACGAGGAUCCGCACGAGACCCGGCACCAAAAGGACUGCUACUUUAGAAAUAAGCUUUCUACAUGGUUAAACGUGGCUAGUAUUUAAGAGAUUGUUUAUUAAAUUACAGUUUAAAGUGAAUGGAGAAUUCAUUUUACAUUAUAGCGGUGAUUAUGAAUUUAAUAAAACAUUUUUGGGCUA
Perca fluviatilis (European perch) is the source of this 999-nucleotide messenger RNA. RefSeq names its product transcription factor BTF3 homolog 4-like. The transcript has 6 exons. The coding region runs from base 117 to 593 and encodes 158 amino acids. Lineage: Eukaryota; Metazoa; Chordata; Actinopteri; Perciformes; Percidae. The record is from RefSeq and is a predicted model, not a curated record.